This is a messenger RNA of Elaeis guineensis (African oil palm), 1682 nucleotides long. RefSeq names its product protein TWIN LOV 1. The record is from RefSeq and is a predicted model, not a curated record. Lineage: Eukaryota; Viridiplantae; Streptophyta; Magnoliopsida; Arecales; Arecaceae. Gene Ontology annotation, cellular component: nucleus.
CCCCCUGUCUUUAUCCGUAUCAACGAUUGCCAGUUUUGCUCUUCCCCCAUCCACUCCGCCCAAAUUAAGUAAUAGAGCGAGGGAAAUCGGCAAAAAGAAACGACUGAUAGCCAUCAUCGUUCCCUAAGAUUUUAUUUUAUUUUUUCUUUUUCUUCUUCCUUCUUUCUUCUCCUGUCUCCAAGUAAUGAUCCCAAAACCUUUCUUCUUUUUGAUAACCAUAAUAAAAACCCUUCUCCACCCCGACACCGCUUUCUUCCCGUUCCUUGAUAUGCGGUAGACGGGCGGCGCACAUGGUGGCGCUGAGGCUCUGUCCGAUCGCCACCAUCCACGACCAUACAGGGACAUCGCCACCACCGGCGGCGGUCGCCAUGGCGGAAGGGAUGGGGACCUGUCGCGACCGGCUGAUCGACCAGUCGCUCACCGCCCGCUACUCGGGUUGGAUCUUGGAGGCGCUCGACGAGCUGCCGGACAACUUCUUGAUCAGCGAUCCGGUCAUCUCCGGCCACCCGAUCGUUUUCGCCAGCCGCGGAUUCCUCGCCAUGUCGGGAUACGCUCGGGAGGAGGUGGUGGGACGGAACGGAAGGAUCUUCCAGGGCCCCGCCACUGACCGGCGGUCGGUGAUGGAGAUCCGGGAGGCGAUCCGGGAGGAGCGGACGCUCCAGAUUAGCUUGCUCAACUAUCGGAAAGAUGGGACGCCGCAUUGGAUCUUGUUCCACCUGUGCCCGGUGUUCGCCAUGGAGGAUGGGCGGGUGAUUCACUUCGUGGCGGUUCAGGUGCCGAUUCCGAGGCAGUCGAGAUGCUCGAGAUCGGGAGAGAGGGAAAUGGUGUUCGGGACUUGCCGGAACGAGGUGCGUUUGGAUGAAGAUUGUGGGUGUAAUCUUGCGGUGGAUUCGUUUCUUGAUAUGGAUAACAAAGGGUUGGAUGCUGAAGAGUCUUGCAAAGCAAGUGAUCGAGAGAAGGAGAAAGCGUUGAAUGCUGCUACUAGCAUCUUAUCAACAAUGACUCACUAUAGCAAGCUUACAGGCAGAGUGGUCUGCACAAAGAGAUGCAGUUCAGCUGGCAUUGUGCCUCUCAGCUCGUCCCUAAAUAUAUCUCUUGGUAGAAUCAAACAGAGCUUUGUAUUGACUGAUCCACAUUUACCUGACAUGCCCAUCGUUUAUGCCAGUGAUGAAUUUCUAAGUUUGACAGGUUAUUCUAGAUAUGAAGUCUUGGGGUGUAACUGUAGAUUCCUACAUGGACCUGGUACAGAUGCUGGAGUUCUACAGCAGAUAAAGGACUGCAUUCGAGCAGAGCAAGCUUGUUCAGUCCGUCUUUUGAACUAUAGGAAAGAUGGAAGCUCAUUCGGGAAUCUUCUUCACAUAUCUCCUGUACGGGAUGCAUCUGGCAAGAUUGCAUUCUAUGUUGAGGUUCAGAUAGAUGAGAAUUCAAAGGGUGAUGAACAUGGACUGAGCCCAAAGAUGAGGCAACUUGGUGUGGUGGGACAAGUGAAGGUUGCCGUGAGGAGCUUAUCUUCACGUGCUGGCCCCUCAAGGACAUCAUCAUAGGGUACUUUAGUUUUCACAGUACCAUACGGGAUAUGUUUAUCGGUUGUGUAAUUAGUACUUUAGUUCUCACAAUACCAUUAGUUGUGUAAUUGGUUUUGUUUAUGUAUCUCUUUCUUUCUUUCGUUCGUUCGUUAUUUC